Molecule: messenger RNA, 1944 nt
Organism: Paramecium pentaurelia
Lineage: Eukaryota; Ciliophora; Oligohymenophorea; Peniculida; Parameciidae
Source: the annotation of a GenBank genome assembly
AUGUAAUAAAAUGAAAAUGAUCUCAUAUAAAAUGAUAAUAAUCAACAAUUCAUUUUAUAAUAGGAAUAAUAAGAACUAAAUUAAUAACAAGAGCAAAAUGAUAAGAAACCUCAAACAACCUUAGAAUAAUCAAAUGGAAAUUAAAAAUAAAAUGAACAAUUUAAUAAUACUUCUUAAUUUACAAAUAAUCAAUAGUAAGAAGUGAAUAAAGAGAAAACAACAUUAGACACUGAUUAACAAGGUGAAACUUAGGAGGCUCUAAAUGAAAAAGAAUAGUUUGAAAAAUAAGAGUAACCUAAUUCAUAAUAGGAUAACAUCAAUAAAAUUGAGGAAAAUUAGUAAAUAUAAAUUGUUGAUCAAACUAUUUAAAAUGGUUAAAAUGCUUAACCUUCAAAUAAUCAUGAAGUCUAAUAAGGUUAAAAAGAAAAUUAGUAUAAUAAAGUAGAUUAAUAAGAACAAGAAUAAAAAAAAUAAAAUAAGAAGAAAGAAGAUAAUCAAGUAGAAAAUUAGGGUUAAAGAAGCAAUUUAAAAAAGAAAACAACUAAAAGAAGAACUACAAAAGUAGAAAUAUAAGAAAAUCUAGAAUAAAAUAAUCCUAAUUAAUCAAACAAUGAUAUCAAUUAAUAGAAGUAGGACACUGAUCAAAAUAAUUAAGAGAAUAAGGAGAAAGCAGAUUUAGAAUUAAAUUAGCAAUAGAUAGAGGAAUAAUAAUAAAAAGAAGAAUUAUUGAAGAAAUAAGAAUAGGAAAAAUAAGAAUAGGAAUAAUAAGAAAAACUAUAAAAAUUAUUAUUAAAAGAGAAAUUUCUAAAGGGUAUGAUUUUUCCUUUAAGAAGCUAAAAAAGAAAAGGUAAAUAAGUAGAUUUAAGUUUUGAAAUUGAAAGUGAUAAAUAUUAAGUAGAAAGGAAAGAGUGUAAAAGUGCUUAAAGAUAUUAAAGAGAAAAGAAACCAAGAACAAAGAGUGUUAUUAAUAAAGAAUUAGUUGAUUUUUAUAAUAAAAUGAAUCCUGAAAAACCAUUUGAUCAAAAUGCAAUGACUCCAAAUACGCUACAACGUAGAAAAAAAUAAUAAGAGUUAGAUGAGAUGAAGAGAGAUUGUUAAAGACUUGAAGAAUAACAAAAUUCAUAAUCUUUACCAUAAAAAUAAUAAAAAACUUAAAUAUAUAUUAAAUAAAGAAAUUCAACAUAACCAAAAAAGAAAUUAGAAGUAUUUAUAAGAAGACUUAAAAAACAAAAGGUACGAAAUGGUCUUAGAGAGAGAAUGUUAAUAGAUAAAGAUAAGGAUUCUUAAUUAAAAGCAUUAGAUUUUAUUAGAAAAAUGUAAUAGAAUAGAAUGGCAGCAGAAUUAAAAAGAUAAGAAUAGUUGGAAAAAGUAAGUUAUAAAAUUUCAAGUGAUUUAUAAAGUUUGAGGUAGAAUAAUUAAAGAUAUAGAGAAGAAUAAUAAAAAUAAAAAAGAAAACAAGCGCUUGAAUAAAUUGCAAAAUAAGAAUAAAAAAGAUAUGAAAUGAUGUUAGAAUAAUAGAAAACUGAAAAAUUUGUUAGAGAAUUAAAAGAAAAGUCUGCUGUGGUUAGUCAUUAUAGUGCUAAGAAAUUAGCAUUAGGUUCUCCUUUAUCUCUAGUAAAAGAAUUAGAAAAUGGAUAAAUCAAAAUUGAAUAAAAUAUUGAUACUAAUAGAAAAAUGAAUGAAAAUUAAUUCAUACUUAAAGAAGAAUAAAAUAAAUUAAUAAAAGAAACUAAAAAAAAGUAAUAAGAUUAAAUUAAGUAAGUAAAUUAAAUGAAUCUUCCUAAAAUAAAUGAAAAGAAAAAUUUUGAAAUGUAAAAACAAAAUUUUACUAUUGAAAAUAAAGAAACUUUUCCUGAAAUUAAACCAAAACCUAAGAAAGCUUGGUAAAUAGAAUAAGAAUUAUAACAAAAAAAAUAUAAAAAUAGUGAAUAAUUCAAGGAAUGA